Molecule: messenger RNA, 1538 nt
Organism: Diorhabda carinulata
Lineage: Eukaryota; Metazoa; Arthropoda; Insecta; Coleoptera; Chrysomelidae
Product: chitinase-like protein Idgf4
Exons: 7
Coding region: 130-1440 (436 amino acids)
Biological process (GO): chitin catabolic process; carbohydrate metabolic process
Cellular component (GO): extracellular region
Molecular function (GO): chitin binding
Source: RefSeq, a predicted model, not a curated record
UCAUAAACAUUUCCAAGAAAACCAAAAUACGUGAUGUCUCCCUCCAAAUAUAUUUAACAACGCGCAUGUCCUCGAUUACAGUGGAUACAAUUCCUUGAGGUCAUUUUAGUUGUAUACUGACCAGACAAGAUGGUGGAUGGUUAUAAAAUCUUUUUAUUUGUGAUAUUUUCUUGCGUCUGUCUUUCUCAAGCGGACCCCAGAGUCGUUUGUUAUUUAGACGGAAAGGGUUUUACAAGACAAGGUCAAGGUAAAUUCGAUAUCGCUUUUCUUGACCCGGUUUUUCAAUUCUGUACUCACUUAAUAUACGGUUAUGUGGGCGUUGACCCUGUGACCUAUAAAGUUAAAGUCUUAAACGAACAAUUGGAUAUAAAUCAGCAUAAUUUGAAGACUGUAGCUGAGCUAAAAAGGAGAUUCCCCGGUCUGAGAGUUUUCCUUUCAGUCGGAGGCGACAGAGAUAUAACUGGUGAAGGCAAUGAGAAAAAUCUUGUUUAUACCACUUUGUUGGAGACUGUAGAUCGCCGAUUAACUUUCAUUAAUUCCGCUAAAGAUCUGAUUAAAAAUUAUGGAUUCGACGGUAUAGAUUUAGCUUGGGAAUUACCGAGAACUAAACCAAAGAAAAUAUUCAGUAGCAUCAAAAAAUUUUUUAUUGGUAUCAAACACACAUUCGUUGGCCCUUCUGUAGUCGACGAAAAAGCCGAAGAACACAAAGAACAAUUCACAGCUUUUAUUAGAGAAUUCAAAAAUGCCUUAAGACACGACGGUCUAUGGUUGACAUUAUCCGUCCUUCCUAACGUCAAUAGCACAGUAUAUUUCGACGUACGUCAACUAGCACCUCAUUUAGAUUUCGUAACUUUACAAAAUUUCGAUUUUUACACACCCGAACGCAACCCUUACGAAGCAGACUACACUUCGCCUUUAUACAAAAUCUUUGAUAGAAAAGAUGACGAAAACGGCGAUUACCAAGUAACAUAUUGGAUGACAAAUGGUAUGCCAGCUAAUAAAAUCAACUAUGGUAUACGAACUUUCGGUCGCUCUUGGGUAUUAAAUUCUGAUACCACCGGCGUACCACCUGUAAGCAUCGACGAAGGUCCAGGCGAAGCUGGUAUCUACACCCAAGAACCCGGUCUUCUCAGUUAUAACGAAGUUUGUACUAAAAUCGCGAAUGCCGCCGAAAUUCAAGCUGGUUAUCUCGGAAAACUUAGAAAAGUCAAUGAUCCAACCAAAAAGAAAGGUACCUACGCUUAUCGUGAACCCAAAAAUGACGUUAAAGGUAUUUGGGUAUCUUUCGAAGAUCCCGAUACCGUCGGUCAAAUCAGCGCGUAUUCGAGAGCCAAAGGAAUCGGUGGGGUUGCUGUCAUCGAUCUUACCUUAGAUGAUUUCCGUGGUCUAUGUAGCGGUGAUAAAUAUCCGUUAUUAAGAGCAGCUCGAUCUAGACUGUGAUUUAUAUCAGUGAUUUGGGACAGUUGACAUUUCAAAUAUUUUAUUUUUUGUGUUCCAAGUUGAUUAUUAUUUAAUAAAUAAACAAAUAAUGAAUAUAA